AUAUUAAUUUAUUCUUCAUGUAAAAGACAUCUAUGCUUCGCGUCCUUCGAACGAGCUUUCUCCUCCGAACCCAUCUUGCAAAUUUGAUCCAUAUAUGCAACCAGUUCUGGCAUGCUUGAAUGUCCACAGAGCGGGAGAGAUUUUACGACAUAGGAAAAAAGAUCAAAAGAGAGACAGAUGCAUCUUCUCAAAUGGGAAGGAGACAUUUAUUUGGUCCUUCUGGGACCUUGAACACUCUCACACCAUGUGCUGCAUGUAAGCUCUUGAGAAGAAGGUGUGCUGAAGAAUGCCCUUUUUCCCCAUAUUUCUCUCCACAUGAACCCCAGAAAUUUGCGGCUGUUCACAGAGUCUUUGGUGCAAGUAACGUCUCCAAGAUGCUAAUGGAGGUGCCAGAGAGUCAAAGAGCUGAUACAGCAAAUAGUCUGGUUUAUGAAGCAAACUUGAGGCUGAGAGACCCGGUAUAUGGGUGCAUGGGUGCAAUUUCAGCUUUGCAACAACAGAUUCAAACUUUGCAAGCAGAACUUAAUGCAGUAAGGGCCGAGAUGUUGCAACACAAAUUUAGUAACUUCAUUCCUUCGAGUCCUGCUGCGUUGGUUUCUUCUGGGGCGGCGCCUGUUUCAAUUUCUCAUGCCCCACCUCACACAACUCUUUCUAGACCACCAUCACCACCACCACCUCCUCCUAAUCCACCUGUAUUGCCACCUCUGCCUUCAGCUGUCACUUCUUUCUCUUCUUCAUCCUCUACUUCUCUGUAUACACCACCUUCAAGCGCAACAGGUUACAGCUCCAUUAUUUUGAAUGCUAAUAUCCAAUAUUUUGACUGAAUUCACUGCAUCUACUUCUUUUUCUUCGCUUUUCUUGAAGAAUGGCCAUGCUCAAUAUAGUAGGAAUGACCAUUCGAUAUAGUAGAAUUGAUCCAUUUGUUUCACGCUUAUAAUAAUUAAUCCUUGUGGUUGGGAAGUUAUUGAAAGAGAUAAAAAGAGAACUUGGAGCCUGACAAUGGUCAUGACUCGGAUCUGAUCCACCAGUUAUCAUGAGAUUCCUUUUGUUUUUUUUUUUUUUUCGAGGGGGUGCAGUUGGAAGAAAUUUUCAAUUCUCAUUCAUUUUCCAGCUGAUCUUUUUUAUUCGAAAAUGUUGAAAAUGUCGAUGUUGUCACAUUAUUAGUACUAAAACAAAAAUAGUUUUGACUUUCCAUUUGAUCUGUACGUAACAUUUUACUUCGUACUAGUAGA
Molecule: messenger RNA, 1232 nt
Organism: Juglans regia (Persian walnut)
Lineage: Eukaryota; Viridiplantae; Streptophyta; Magnoliopsida; Fagales; Juglandaceae
Product: LOB domain-containing protein 15-like
Exons: 4
Coding region: 120-824 (234 amino acids)
Source: RefSeq, a predicted model, not a curated record